Messenger RNA from Syzygium oleosum, 1341 nucleotides. RefSeq lists its product as uncharacterized. The coding region runs from base 273 to 884 and encodes 203 amino acids. The transcript is spliced from 5 exons. The record is from RefSeq and is a predicted model, not a curated record. Lineage: Eukaryota; Viridiplantae; Streptophyta; Magnoliopsida; Myrtales; Myrtaceae.
UACGUCCGGAUUUUCUCUUCAGGGAUUGGAGAUAUCGAAUUGAACCGGACGCCCUCCCUGCGCGCAUUCAUCCAGUUUCACUCGGCCGACAGACACCUUCACCCAUUUCCCACCGUCGGGUCGUGCAGCCGCCAAAAGCUCCGUCGUGCUCAGCCGCUGCUUCAGUCGAGCUCGUCGCUUCCGCAGCGAAGCUCCGUCCCUCGAGUGCCGUUGCCGUUGAUCGUCCUCCUCCGCGUCCCUUCUCAGGAGUGGGAAGGAAGGGUGAAUGCUCCAUGUCCAGCACAGUGACAGCUUCAAUUCGAGAAAGUGUACGGGAUAUGGCUAUUGGAAAAAUUAAAAGUAAUGAGAAAGCUGACCGUGCAAUUUUCAAGCAGGCCAUUGACCAGAGAACUUGGAUGGUUCUCUUCAAGAUGCUCAACCGUCAAGUAUUUAAUGAUAUAAAUGGUUGCAUUUCCACUGGCAAAGAAGUAUCUUAUCAUCUACAGAAAAUGUCUAUCAUGCAACAAAAGCUGACGGGCAAGAAUUGGCAAUCAAAGUCUACAGGACUCUGGUGCUGGUGUUCAAUCGUACAUACCGAAGACACUAGAUUCCAAUGUAAUGUGGAAGAGGACGUGAUUCGGAUAACAAGUGGGAAGGACACUGGAGACAUGUACUACAAGACUAUUACAGGGUUACAUAAGGCUCUCAUGAAGGAGGACGCUAAUGCUAUAGAAAAGCCGACCAAUCCUGGCGAUAAUACUAAAGCUUGCGGCAGCGAGUCCAAGUCCUAUACAGAUACAGAUGAAGAUUCAGAAGGAAAUGAGUCAGCUUCCAAAACUGAGGUGCAGGCUACUGUUGACGAGAAGGCUGCUAGGAAGGAGAACAAAAAGAAGGUCAGAGAGUAAAAAAAGCGACGAGAGGAGAAACAAAGUCCCCAUGGCUUUGAAGAAAGAAGGGAGAAGUUGGCCAAAGCCCACGAGACUAGGUAGUCAUUGCUAUCCGUCGUAUAUUAAUACGUGUUUUUUGGCAUUUGCCAAUAGUGAGAGAGAGUCACUUGUUGGAUAAGUUUAAUUUACCAGAUGUGGAGAUGGCUUUGCACUUUUCAGCAGUAGCCCAGUUUUAGCCGAGAGUAAAGCGAGAGGGAUGAGUUUAUGCUGUUUUGUAUUGUGUCAGGGUGUCUUUACUAGAUGAUGUUGGUAUAUUGUUCCAAGGUAAAUUGUAUAGCAGCUUCUGUUUUUUUUUUUUUUUCCGCUAGUUAGUAUAAGGAAGGAGGUCUUGGUAAGAGUUGGCCAUGACCUAAUAGUUUCUAUAUGUUUGAUUGAGAAUGCUUGGCUGGCUUGGUUUGGAAUUGCUAUCAUGAGA